Abrus precatorius (Indian licorice) is the source of this 1317-nucleotide messenger RNA. RefSeq names its product TVP38/TMEM64 family membrane protein slr0305. The record is from RefSeq and is a predicted model, not a curated record. NCBI's taxonomy places the organism in Eukaryota, Viridiplantae, Streptophyta, Magnoliopsida, Fabales, Fabaceae. Gene Ontology annotation, cellular component: membrane. Bases 180 to 1019 code for a protein of 279 amino acids. The transcript is spliced from 9 exons.
AAGAAAUUAAUAAGAAGCGAUCAUGUUUUAAGUGCAGCAAGUCACAGAAGCAAGCAGGUGCGAAAGCAGUGUUAUUUCCGAAAAGUGUUCUUUGAGAGAGAUGAUGAAGGGACUGGUCCACCCAUGACAUGAUCAUUGAAGGGUGAAGCAAACAGCCUCGGAUUUCGACUUGAGUAACCAUGUCUUUAACAUGGGCCUCUGCUCUCAACAUCACAGUUCUGCUUCUCCUUGUUGCUGCUGCUGUUGUUGCUUGUUUUACCCUCCCAGUUGACAAGUUUCUGAAGGAUUUGUUGGCAUGGAUUGAUAGUAACCUUGGGCCAUGGGGUCCUCUUGCUCUGACAGCUGCUUAUGUUCCUUUGACUAUCUUAGCAGUUCCGGCUGCUGUUCUUACUCUUGGUGGUGGUUAUCUAUUUGGCCUUGUAGUUGGCUUUGUUGCUGACUCUAUUGGUUCAACUAUUGGUGCCGUAGCUGCAUUUCUUCUUGGUAGAACAAUUGGGAAAUCACUUGUUGUUUCUUGGUUGAAGGAUUAUCCACAGUUUAGAUUAGUGACAAUUGCAAUUCAGAGAUCUGGCUUCAAGAUCGUGUUACUGCUUCGGCUUGCUCCAUUUGUACCAUUUAACAUGUUAAAUUACUUCCUGUCUGUUACUCCUGUUCCAUUAGGUGUAUACACGCUGACUUCCUGGUUAGGAAUGAUGCCAAUAACACUGGCACUUGUAUAUGUUGGAACUACAUUCAAGGAUCUAUCAGAUGUGACACAAGGUUGGGGCGAGUUCUCAAAAACUCAUUUGCCUUGGAUCAUUGUUGGCCUGGUGAUAUCUGUGGUUUUGAUGAUAUGGGUUACUAAAGUUGCCAAGUCUGCUUUAGAUAAAGCUUUGGCUGAAUGUGAAGAUAUGGAUGGCACUGCAUCUUCGCCAGAGCUCCCAAUUGUCACUGAACCUUCAGUAGAUCUCAGUCAGCCUCUCAUAAAUAAGACAAAUCCGGAUGAGGACAAUCGUGAAAAGUUGAAAUCCAGUGUGUAAAUUCUUUCCCCCACCCCCACCUUUUACAGCCUUUUAAAAAAAUGAGCUUAAGCAGUAGCUGCUACUUAUUUGUGAUUUGUACAGUUUGACAUUAGAAAUGUAGUUUGUGUCAUAAAUAGUUAGCUAACAGUUAGGAUGAGGUCAUUGAAUAUAUCUAACAGCAGAAAAGCUCAUCAUAUGAACCAUUCCUUAUUCUUUCUGUUGGUUUGUACAUUUUUACUCUAGAUUGUGACUUGAUGUUGGUGCUUUAAUCUCUAUACUUUUUGAACCUUGCACUUACAAAUAUUACUGUUUCAUC